This is a messenger RNA of Salvelinus sp. IW2-2015, 7273 nucleotides long. RefSeq names its product SKI/DACH domain containing 1 (gene skida1). Lineage: Eukaryota; Metazoa; Chordata; Actinopteri; Salmoniformes; Salmonidae. The record is from RefSeq and is a predicted model, not a curated record.
GGAGGCCACACAGACACACACACACACAUUGACCAUUCACCAAGUUUGCAACCUAAAUGCAUUCAACAAAAUGUAGAAUGGUAUCGAAAACGAAUCAAAUAUAAUAAUCAAAUAUAACAAAAUGGUGUAUGUAGGGCUAUGUUUGUAUUAAUUCUGAAAUAAUAAGCCGCCCAUGCGUCGCUAUGCGUAAAGGUUUGGCUAAAUCGUCGUUAGAAUGAGAUCUCCUUUCACCCUUGAAAUUCACAAAAUAACUAAAAAAGCUCAUGUUUAAGAUUAAUUUCCUCGAGUACCCCGACAUAACUCUAAAUUUGGGAGUUCAAACAGCGUUAUACUCAGGUGAAAAAUGUAAAUCUCUUUGUCUGAGUCCAUUUGAAAGAAGGUUACAACAAACCUUCACAAUAGAAUUAGCAAGGGGGUUAGACAGAUUGACGGACGUCUGAAUUCAACCAUGGGAAUUAUAUGGCAUCUAUUGGCCUAUAUUUCUUUGAAAUGAUAUUUGUGCUCUCAAUAAUCCCACGUUGUUUGACUGACAGCGAUAUAGGCAUAACGCCAUAAAUAGCCUACUAGUAGGAUAUAGAAGACGACUUGCCCAUUUCAGCAACUUCAGCAACUAUACCACUUCAUCUGUUAAAAAACAAUAUUGAAAUAUGAACUUGUCAUAGCGGAAUUAUUUAGCAUACUUAACAAACGGAGGUGGAGGUACAAUAGUAUGGUAAUCAACGGGGGGUUUGAGAGGGGGUGUCAGGGGGUGGAAUAUCCAUUUUUAUUGCAUCACCUGUCAGCGGCGUCCAAUAAGCUUCGAGUCUGAGGGCAUUAAUUGAUGAAGGUGUCUCCGGGCUCGUGCACUUCCCCUCUGUCAUUUUAUUUGUGGCUAACCCUGCAGCCAGGAUAGCAGCUGCAUUUAGGCUCUUAUUCGCUCUCUCUCUUUCCCUCCCUCCCCCUCUCUCUCUCUCCCUCCCUCCCUCCCUCUGUAGCUCGCUCCCUCUCCCUACCCCUCUCUUCUCUUUUUUAUCCUCUCGUUGUGGCAGUGGUAUACACCUUCCUGCCGUGCUGCCGGUCAGAGGGAGUGAGCCGGAGAGGAGAGGCAGGUAGGGGUUAGCAGACAGUCAGCAGCCGGCCUGACGGUACAAUCUCUCGCAUUCCUCCACCAUGCCUGGUCCGGGGCAGGGCCUGAGGACAGAUGCUGUGAACCCAUCCGACACCGCUCCAUUUAACUCUGCAUCUCAAAGUUUGCCUGUCCAUGACAGCGUGGAGGUACUAGGACGCAUCAGCAGCGGCCGACUGGCGCGUCAGAAUGCCUUGAGCUCAAAACAAGGAGUUUAUUCCUUUUUCUUUUCAUAGCUGCACGAGGACAAUUGAUCGAGAUUAAUGCUUGGAUUAUUACAAUAGAGAGGGAAAAGCAACAUGGGAGACCUGAAGUGUGGGUUUGAAGAGAUGCAGGGAGUGAGGCUGGGAUACCUGCUGAUAAAAGGAAAACAAAUGUUCGCCCUCUCCCAGGUCUUCACUGACCUACUGAAAAAUAUUCCCCGGACCACCGUGCACAAACGCAUGGACCACCUGAACGUUAAAAAACACCACUGUGAUUUGGAGGAGCUGAGAAAGCUCAAAGCAAUAAAUUCUAUUGCUUUCCACGCGGCUAAAUGUACUCUGAUAUCACGGGAGGAUGUGGAGGCGCUUUAUUUCUCCUGCAAAACGGAACGCGUGUUAAAGUCCAACAAAAGAAAAGCAAAGGCCAGUUUACCCGAGGAUCUGGGCGAGGGCAAGCUUCACGCGGACACGCACCCUACCGGGUUAUGGAAGGAGAAAGUUUGGUUAAGUUUACACAGCGUGCCACAGACUCUUUCCCUCAACAAAUCCGGCAAGAGAGAGCAACCAACCUCGCGCCCCGACUCCAAUCUACCUCAAAUUUACAAUAAAUCCCUCGGUCAGGAUUAUUCCGUUGUCACCAAGUCAGCAUGUAAACCUUUUAAAAACUAUGAAACAGCUCAAAUACCGGGCAAUUGCGUCGCAUUUAGCCAGAGACAUUCGUUUUUCCGGAGCGUGGUGAGCCGGCAACCACUGUUGUUUCAGUCCGCCAUUGCUGCUCAGUCCAGGCUCUCUGCAACCGGCGACCUACUUCACAAAAGGAAGAGGAGGCGCGAGGGGGGCGGCGGCAGGGAUAUGGGCAGCAGCGGCGCGAGGCAGUCAUGGAGCAGGAGCAGACACACACACUCACACACUUACUCUCACACACACCACCCGGUGCUCCUCGUGCAGCCCAAGUGCUGCAGAAAGCCCAAAACACACUACAACCACAACCGGACAACUCUGAGCCAUUUUGACAUUGGACACGAGUUUUACCUCGACCACCACGCUCACCAUCAUCGUCACCCGCAUCAACAUGUGGGGGGGUUCCCGGAGAGCUACAGCAGUGACACGGAGUCCAGUUGCUACUCAGAGCGCCUCAACAACGACUCCGACUUCGGCUCCAGUUUAUCGACCAGCAGCAAUUCUGGGACCUCUGAUGAGGAGGAUGAAGAGGAGAGCCCAUUGGAGAGCUCUGAGGUCAGUUCUGAUGAGGAGAGUUCAUCUCAGUCUGAUAGCAGCUCUGUGUCCAGCCAAGUGUCUGUCCAGUCUAUCCGCUUCAGGAGGGCCCGGUUCCCCUCUCUCAACACCACCAAAAAUAUCACCACUAGAACUCUGCCUAAUGCUCAAUCUCUCUCCACAACUCUCUCCAGCACUAGAAAUCAGUCGAACUCUAGAACUCUAUCAAACAGUAGAACUCUCUCGCACACUAACGCACCUUUGCUCCUGCAGCCUACCUUCCACUACAGCCACCAGCAGCAGCCAUCUAAACCGGUGGGCCAGUUUGGAACCAGCCAGGUGGACUAUGACAUUCCGAAGAAACAACCGAAAUAUGACUUUACAGCCAGGGAGGCCAAGCAGGACACACACACACACAGGCUCAGCUCGCCUGUCACCCGGGGGAGUUAUUUCACUAAGAGGAGAGACAGGAAGGUUCCUGAGUCCCAGGUCCAGACCCAACGAGAGAUAAAGCGAACCGAGCCUGUGUCCAGAAAAGUGUACGCACUGAGCCCCUCACCUAACACCAACGGGAUAAAAGCGGUUCUUCCACACAGGACAACGGGACACGCAAAAAAAAUCCUCCCAGUCCUGAGCUCACACUCCGCGCCUGACAAAGACACAAAGUACCCCAAGCCUACAAACAACAAGCUUUCAUUAGCUACAAAUCUAAAAAGUGAGGUGAGAAUCAGCCCCAACCUGAAACUGCCCUUUCUGCUCAAAACCAUUAAGGCCGAGCCGGAGGAGCUAUCAGUGGCCUCGGGUCCCCUCUCCGAGCGCAGCAGGGCGGUCAAGACUCCCCCCUUCAACCUGCAGAAUGUGAAAAUCAAAGUGGAGGAGAGCUAUGAUGAAUACGAAUACUACAGCCAGGCCUCUGGUUUCCAAUGCAAAGGAGACGAGGCGGAUAUCAACAAUGGCCAAUACCACGGCGGCGACAUCAAACAAGCUGCUGGCUGUUUUAACAACGAGACCAAAGCCAUUGAAAGUUCUGCUGGGGCUCCCAAGUCCUCCUCCGGCUUGCAGGAAUGCGGGAGCACUCAAGACACCCCUUGUCCUGAGGAGGGGGAGUAUAAAAACGGAGUUGGGGUCAGGAAAAACUGCAGGACUCUGGUUCUGGGGAAGGAGUCUGGAAUGUCGAGGGCGCAGGCGAAACAGAACGUGUCCAAAGUUGACAGGACUUUAUCUUCUCGUCCCGUGGGCAAAGCUGAGAUUUGUGAUGCAAAUACUGAGGAUCUAACAGGGGCGACUAAACGAAAACGCGCGUCCAGUAAUGUAGCAGCCCCUCUGAAGAGGCCUUUCAGCUUCAUGGCGAAUUUCCCCGCUCCUCCGUCCCUGUUAGUGGGCAGCGACGGGGAUUUAAGCCCUGCUUACUCUCUGAACUCUCUGGGGGGACCCCGAACUCCCCCUCGCUCUCACCCCGUGUGGCGAUGGCAGCCUGGCGGUCUGCCUGUCCCUCCCCCACCCGCUCAGAGAAUCAGGAAAUGUUCACGUUUUUUUCUUUGACAAAAACAAGAGAAAGAAAAAACACCUGGAUGGAAACCUACGUUGACUACAACUUGAGUCUUAAACUGAAUGGGAGGCUCUAAUGGCUUGCGUCCUUCCGUUGUUUUUAUUUAAAUUGUAUCCUUUAUAUGAUGUAGUGGAUUUAAAACGUUCCUCGUUGUGGAGUUAUAGAUCAGUUAUAUAUACUGCUAUUCUCCAUAUCGCGAGGACCAUAUUUGAGACUCUAUACCCAUGCCACUGGACGAUCCCUCCUCAUGGAUUUAUUCUGACUAACUCUCAACAAGCCAACUACCAUAAGCAAUAGGCUACACGGUUUGGCAAAAUGGGUUUACAUGACUUUCUCUCGGAUCUAUUUUCUCUUCGCCUUGACGCUCGAGCGGUUGGAUUGUACCAGGGUUUCAGUGAAGUAAACAUUUUGUUGUGCUGUAGGCCUACUCCCUUUGUGGUGAGAGAAAGAGAGGGGGAGACUCCCUCUCAUAAAAAUCACAGCACUCCUAUAUGUUGGUCUUCUUUACUGUAUUUUUUUCAGCUUUAACUUGGGUAAAAUUGUGUAAAUUCAACAGAUUCAGGGUUUUCCUUUGGUAACAUGGUUAGGGCUACUACUAUUGUCUGUCACAUUAGUCCUAUUAUGAGCCGUGGUUGUUUUUUUCACUAUAGGAUUUUUAAAACCUUGUAGAAACCCUCGUUUCAAUUUUUAUUUUAUGCUUGCCAGAGUUUGGGUAAAUUUUAUCUAAAUUUUAUGUAAUUCAGAUAACUGUUUUUGAAUUCGAUUUCAAAUGUCAAUUAAUUUAUCAAAGCAAGUCCUAAUUCAUAAUGUUCUUUGGACAGGCUAUAUUGAAAUAGGAAGAAUUGUGUGGGAAAUUACCAUUACUCUGGUCUGGCUGAUGCUUGCAGAUUUUCAGAGUGUUUGUGAUAUGGUUUCCAGCGUUGUUUGUAUUUAUGAGAGUAUUUCCUGGUAAACUUAAGUUUGGCUGUAGUCAGACAGCCGCCAGCACCCAUAAAGGCCCCAAAACACUGCAGGCCUUAUGUACAGACAAUCACACAGAGAGAGACGGCCCAGGCCUGACACAGAUCAAGCCUUUCAGUGAAAAAUCACACGUCCUGGACAGCCUUGCCUUUUUUAGCAUUUUGGUGGGACAUGUUCCUUAAUAUUACACGUUUAUUUGUCAAUUAAAACAUUCGCAAUGUCAUACACGAAAAAAAGCAUGAGAAAAACAGUGAAAAUUACACCCCUGUCCAAGACGCCGGCCUAAUACCAGUUUAGGGUUUGCAUCACACUUAAACAAAAACCCAAACACACCAAAACGAUGUCUUACAACACACCGAGCCUAAUGUAAUUUAAUUUAGAAACAACACAUGAAAGCACAAGUGGUAGGCCUACAUGCUUUGCACUUUGACACACUCUAGGGUCCCAUUUCCGCUUGAUGAUUGUAGGAUAGCCUACAUUAUGAGAGAAGUUCAAAUAAAAUAAAUGUAAGAUAAGGUAGCUACUAGCUUAUGUCCACUUAAAUAUUUCAUCUAAAAUGUAUAAAUGUAUAAUUGGUUAUUUGUGGCCAUCCACAUGAGGUUGAAUUAUUUUCUAUUUGGGUCAACAUGGUAUUAGAGCAGUUUAUCAGUUGUUUAUUGUAUCCUUACAUCUGCAAGAAUGAAUAAAAUGCCCAGCACAGCGCGUUGCUGUGGAAUAGUUAGCUAUUAGCUCGAUGGGUAAAUGCAUAAUUAUCUGUUCAAUUCUGCUGUGAAGUCUACGGUGCUGAAUUGACCUGGGAAAAUCUCAAGCCAUACAAAAUUAUUAAAAUAGACUAUACAGUCAGUCGAAAAUGUAGGCCCAAACACAAAGCUGAUUGUGUCCCUUUGUUAUGAAAGCAUUGCACUCUGUUUUCCACAAAGGCCAUGUCCUUCUCCAUGUCUCCACUUCAACUGAUAUAGUCUCUACGCUGUUUUCUCACAUGAAUCAAGUCAGAAAAAUAUUUUCUAAUGUUGCCACAUAAACAUGUAUAAAUCUAGCCUUUACAUAUGGACGCGUGAUGAAUGUAUAGGCCUAUAUGUCAAACUUUUUUCAUUGAUCCUAUAUCCUUAUGUUGCUAAUUAAUAAACUAAGAAUAGACCAAAAAAUACAAAUUAAAUUCAGUCAAAUUUAACUGAAGUUGCACCUAAAUAUCGAUAUUUUUCCACCAACGUAAAAUGUUGAUUUGGUGAAGUUGUGGCUAAGAAUGAGCUUUUCUCCCUGUGACAAAGAGAGUCCGAGCCAGCCUGGCACAUAACCACAAACAACAUGCCUGAUGAUGUCAGGAUUCUCACAUCAACAUCAGCAGCAAAGACAGAAACAAAAGCCCAUUCGAUUGGUGAUUGUAGUUAAGAGAGAAAAAAGCGCCGUUUCACACAAUGCUCAGAGUUUGUAUAGAUUGAUCUGUGUGUGACAUGCACCUCUACCACCCCAAGCCUGUGGGCUUCCCAUACCAUAGUGCGCACUUCCCUUGUAGCGAAGGUAGAGAAGCACUUAAAAAUGGCACAUUUGCCUCCAAACUAAACACAGCCAUUUUAAUCUCCAUUUGAAAAUGACGUAAUCUCUCUCCAACCUAGAGGGAGUUAUGGGGAGGGGAGGGAUGGGAUUCAUAUGCUGCACGAGGGAAGCUUCCACCGCGUAAUCCCCGCGUCAAAGUGUACUGGGCCAGAGGAGGGAUAUACAACCCAGCGUUUAGAGAGGACACACACACACACACACACACAGACAUAUACACACACACACACUUCCCGUUGUAGGUACUCGCCAAUUCUCACGCCGAUCACAGAGAACAUCACCCGGGCAAGGAGUUGGUGGUAGAGGCGUUUAGGGAAGACUAAAAGAGCUCUGACAGUGACGCUAUCAAUGUAAAUAAUUGCAUGGUGUAGCAGCUCGAGGCUCAGGGCUCUUUCUCGUUCUCCCUCUCUUUCUCGUUCUCCCUCCCGCUUUUUCUCUCAGCUCCAAUCCUUAUCUUAGCUUUUUGAUACAAUACUUGAUUGAGGUCAGGGUUUUGACAUGAACUUUGAAGUCACUGGCUGUUUAUAUAAAAAACGGAAUAUUUAUUUUUGUGAAUUACUGGGUUUUGUAUAUCAUUGUUGUUUAGGAUAAUGCACUCGAAAUGAAAACCUUGAAUGUUGGAUUUCUGAAGCACUUUCCCUUUCUUCCGAGUUAUGAAUGACUCAUUAAAGACAUCUGAGUGUGAGUGAC